Molecule: messenger RNA, 339 nt
Organism: Ilex paraguariensis (yerba mate)
Lineage: Eukaryota; Viridiplantae; Streptophyta; Magnoliopsida; Aquifoliales; Aquifoliaceae
Source: the annotation of a GenBank genome assembly
AUGAUGGACGGCAUAGGAAUUGGCAGACAGCCACUCGAAGGAACACUUGUUGAUAUGGAGGGUGUCGCAGCACUUGCCGAAACAUCCACCGUUGUCGAUGAUGUCGCUGUACUUAAUGCUGAUGAAGAUGACACCGUUGGAGAUGACACUGAAAUGCUAACUCGAGUUUCAAAAGAAGGGGGAAGAGUCGCCAGAGGUGGAACUGUAGUAGACCCACUGGACGAUGGAAUUGGACCAGAGAAAUGGCAGUCGGCGAUGUACUUGUCGCCGGUGUUGGCAGAUUUUUUGCGUACUAUUUUUAAAAGGAGAAAUCUUUUAGUGUCAAUUAAAAUAUGGUAA